UGCUAGUUAUACCCCUAUAACCUUGUCCCUCCCGCGUUAUCAACCACCUCUAAUUCAAAUUCAAUGGUGCCAACAGAAGACUCCGGACCUUCUGGAGACCGGUGCUACCUCUGCGAGAAAAUAAAAGUGCAGCGUCGCCUGUUCCCCAACGCGACAGCUACUAACGACGAUGUCAACGAUGAUGGUUCUUGCUCAGAUAACGACGCCCAUAACCUCUCCACUUCAUCCAUCAAAUCAGGCGACAAAAGCCAUCUUUUCUUCAAACAAAAUUAUCCCAUCAGUCGUAAUAUUACUCCAUCUCUUUUUUCUUCACAGUCCUCGAAUCAGAACUACCGCGGGUUGCUCAACCUAGCCGCACUCAUAUUGUUUUUUUCCAACUUUCGGUUGGUCAUGGAAAACUUGCUCAAGUAUGGGAUCCUUAUCAAUCGAGAAGUCAUAGCAUCCUAUUUUCACAUAGACUUGCUCAUGUGGAUAUUCUGUGUUCCUAUCUUCGCCUAUUUUAUGCUCGUAGUUGAGCGCCUUGCCUCGAGAAACAAAAUCAGUGACUUCAAAGCGUUAUUGUGCGCGUCAUUUAUUUUACUUCUACUGUUCUUUCUGCCUAUUCUUGUCGUCUUCUUUAAACCUCCUGUCCCCGCCUCUGGCAUCAUAUUGCUGCUCACCUCUAUCAUUUCUUGGAUGAAGCUCUAUUCGUAUGCCUUGGCUAAUCGACAGUUUAGAUUAGAUGUCCGCAAAAAGCAGUGGAUCAAAGAGUGCAUCGAAGGCGUCGACUUCAAUAGUGCUGUCCAUUAUCCACAUAACCUGACUCUUGGGAAUAUAUGCUACUACUUUGUCAGCCCGACCCUGUGCUACCAACUCAACUACCCCAGAACGAAGAAAAUCCGCUGGGCAUGGGUAGCUGUAAAAUUUGUUCAAUUGAUCUUUUUGGUUUGUCUGAUUAUCUUCAUGCUCGAACAGUGGUAUUUCCCGGUGAUUAAGAACAGCUAUCGAUUCAUGAAAAUGGCUCAUUGGGCAAUAUUAGUCGAAAGGAUACUCAAACUGUCUAUCCCGUCUAUUUACAUCUGGCUCAGCGGAUUCUUCACUCUCUUUCACCUAUGGCUCAAUAUCGUCGCUGAAAUUCUCAGAUUUGGCGAUCGCGAGUUUUACCAAGACUGGUGGAACGCGACAACCAUGGGAUAUUAUUGGAGAACCUGGAACAUACCCACACACAGGUGGCUGUUCAGACACGUCUAUUUGCCGUGCAGAAGGCUCGGCUUGACGAGGGAAGGAUCAAGUCUCGUAGUCUUUUUCAUUUCGGCCGUUAUUCAUGAAGUGCUUAUCUCGGUUCCCCUGCACACGUUCAAGCUGUACUUCUUCAUUGGCAUGUUGGUUCAGGCUCCGGCUACGUGCAUGGGCGAAGUAUUCAAGGGGAAGCUUGCCGGAAACCUGAUCUUUUGGAUUAGCUUCUGCUUUCUCGGUCAACCGAUUGGCGUUCUGUUGUAUUACUUUGACUACGCUUCUAACGUGCUGGCCAUGAAACAGGUGUAAUUUCCGUGAACUGUUUUUCCUAUCGUCCUGUUCAGCGGGCAACUGCCCUAUCUGCAUGCUUGGCCGCGAUCGAGCCUCGUUCUCGAGAACGGAUAAAAGCAUCUUUCGAGUACCCCGUUUUUCGUCUGAGAAGGGUCAAAGAGACGCAAAUUUUAUAGAGAAAAAGAAAAUAUGCCCUUGAUAUAUAUGCAUGUAUCAGAAAAACGUCACCAGGCUAUGCGUGAACUCGUUUUCUCUGAGAAGGGUUCUCUAUCACGAAGAGAGAUGAGAGUAGGGUCUCGCCUGUGACUCCUUCCCGCACGAAGGAAUUUGAUUCUCUUCCUGAUUUCUCUUACGAGCGACGUCCACCGCACAGAAGCCUAUCUAUUGACCCUUUUGGACAAAAACGACGCAGGUAAACACAUAAAAUAAUACAAUACAACGCA
This is a messenger RNA of Schistocerca gregaria, 1949 nucleotides long. RefSeq lists its product as uncharacterized. NCBI's taxonomy places the organism in Eukaryota, Metazoa, Arthropoda, Insecta, Orthoptera, Acrididae. Gene Ontology annotation, molecular function: diacylglycerol O-acyltransferase activity. Gene Ontology annotation, cellular component: endoplasmic reticulum membrane. The record is from RefSeq and is a predicted model, not a curated record. Gene Ontology annotation, biological process: triglyceride biosynthetic process. The transcript is spliced from 4 exons. Bases 64 to 1524 code for a protein of 486 amino acids.